GCAGCGCUAUCUCAGUAUACAAUUACCCAUCCCGUCGAACGGUCGAAGAAAGCCUUCGUCGGGCUUGAGUCAAAGAGUGAGAGCCGAACAGGGAAGGGAUAAGGUGAAGUAAACGGAAGGGAAGGAUCUCUACUCUUUCGAAGUCCUACGUAAGUCCGAGAUUGCAUAAACUCUUCUCACCAAUAGGUGUUCAAAGAAGAAGAAGGACCUUCUGUUUAGUCACAUAUCAUUUAAUUAGUAAUUCAUGGAAUCACUUUGGAAGCUUGUUUAUUUGUUCGAGCCAGCUUCAGUCACGCUUAUUUUGACAGCAAUAGCGGUAACUUCUGGAUCUGCCUUUAGAGCACUGUACUAUGGGAAAGAAAUGGAAAGGAACCGUGAUCUAUCAGAAGCAUCUAUUACUUUAGACAGUUCACAGGCUUUGAUGAUCCCCAUAAUGAGUUCUUGUAGUCUCCUGUUGAUGUUUUAUCUAUUCUCGUCUGUGUCACAAAUCCUCACUGCUUUUACUGCUGUUGCAUCUGUAUCAUCCCUUUACUUCUGGUUAUCACCUUGGCUUGUCCAACUCAAAUCAAAAUUGGGGUUGCCUGAUCCUUUCCUGAUCAAUUGUUGUUCCAAGCCUUUUACCCGAAUCCAAGGGAGUUUGGUAUUGGUAUGUAUUGCUACAGUUGCAAGUUGGCUGGUUUCGGGACACUGGAUAUUGAAUAACUUAUUGGGGAUAUCACUCUGCAUUGCUUUCGUGAGUCAUGUGCGACUUCCCAACAUCAAAAUAUGUGCAACCCUUCUAAUUUGCUUGUUUGUGUACGAUAUCUUCUGGGUUUUCUAUUCAGAGAGAUUUUUUGGUGCCAAUGUUAUGGUUUCGGUAGCUACUAAACAAGCAGUUAAUCCUGUACACACAGUGGUUAAUAGUUUGAGUCUUCCUGGAUUGCAACAUAUUACCAAGAAACUGGAGUUGCCAGUUAAGAUUGUCUUCCCAAGGAAUUUGCUUGGUGGAUUAGUUCCAGGUGGUACUUCAAUUGACUACAUGAUGCUUGGACUUGGUGACAUGGCGAUCCCUGCUAUGCUCCUUGCACUAGUGUUGUCUUUCGAUCAUAGAAAGAUCAAAGAUUCGUCAACUACACGCGAUUUAAGCUCCUCUAAAGGGCACAAAUACAUAUGGUAUGCUAUUUGUGGAUAUGCAAUUGGGCUGGUGAGUGCCUUAGCUGCAGGCAUUUUGACACAUUCCCCUCAACCAGCUCUCUUAUACCUGGUACCAUCGACUUUGGGGCCUGUAGUGGUAAUUUCUUGGAUGAGAAAUGAGCUGAUGGAGCUAUGGGAAGGAACACCAGCAAAUGUGAACGAGAAGACACAUUCAGUCGAAGCCUGAUGAUAUCUAUUUAGGCUUGUAAUGGGAAUAUGUGUAAAUUUAUAUAUCUACACAAUAUGGCUAUCUGCAACAAACCUUACAAAACAUUCACCAAAUUGUUCAAAUUUCCAUUUUGCUAGCUUACUUUUUCAUCAAAAUAGUUAUACAUGAUGAACUUGCCUAGAACCUUAAAUUGCAAGUACUGGAGAGGUUGAAUUUGAGCAGGUUAUGCAUGUAGGCUGAUAACAUUGGAUUUGCAGUCUUCUGUUGGGUUUAGUCAAUUUAGCAGGUUUAGAAUAUGAACUUUAUGUAAUUGCUUAUAUAAUAAGUUUUUAAAUGGCUUGCCA
Impatiens glandulifera is the source of this 1686-nucleotide messenger RNA. RefSeq names its product signal peptide peptidase-like 1. NCBI's taxonomy places the organism in Eukaryota, Viridiplantae, Streptophyta, Magnoliopsida, Ericales, Balsaminaceae. Gene Ontology annotation, biological process: membrane protein proteolysis. Bases 245 to 1360 code for a protein of 371 amino acids. The transcript has 4 exons. Gene Ontology annotation, molecular function: aspartic endopeptidase activity, intramembrane cleaving. Gene Ontology annotation, cellular component: lumenal side of endoplasmic reticulum membrane; Golgi-associated vesicle membrane; cytoplasmic side of endoplasmic reticulum membrane. The record is from RefSeq and is a predicted model, not a curated record.